Molecule: messenger RNA, 1281 nt
Organism: Neoarius graeffei (lesser salmon catfish)
Lineage: Eukaryota; Metazoa; Chordata; Actinopteri; Siluriformes; Ariidae
Exons: 4
Coding region: 95-523 (142 amino acids)
Molecular function (GO): cysteine-type endopeptidase inhibitor activity
Source: RefSeq, a predicted model, not a curated record
AAUUCCAAGCUGAGCUGAAAGAACUACUUCACAUGUACUUUCCUCUCAGUCACACACUUCUUCUCCUUGCUUCAGACAGCACACAGCUCCAGCCAUGAACCUGUACCUCGUACUGCUCCUUUCAGUUCUCUCGGCAGUUCACUGGAGCUAUGGUAAAGACCUGGUGGAGGAGGAAGUGAUUAUCCCACAUCAUAUGCAGCCUCUAGGAAGUUGGUCUGUUGUCAACCCCAGUCAGAAAGAUGUCCAAGAGGCUGUCAGAAAAGCUGUGAAGGAAUUUAACAUUAAAUCCAAGAAGAAGAAGUACUUUAAGCUUGUUGAUGUAACAUCUGCACAAACAAAGGUCACUAACAUGAUCAACUACAAGAUCGAGGCAAUCAUAGGAAAAACAAAGUGCCUAAAAACUGAGGCUGCAGAUCUGGACUCCUGUGCUAUGGCUCAAAGGAGGCUCAAAUGCAAGUUUGGGGUUGAGUUCAACACACAGGAUAACGAAUAUGCAGUGGAGACGGUAGUUUGCAACAAAUAAUCCACAGAAAACAUAUUACUCUUACAACGAAAUGAAGGAAACUGUAGAGUGUUUAAAGAUAUACUGACAGGUGACAAAUUAAAGGAAAAAAGAUAAAUUAAGGUGCUGAGCCAUGACAAGCUGCCAGAACAGCUUCAAUGCUCUUGGUGUUGAUUCUACAAGUCUCUGGAACGGUACUGGAGAGAUAAACAUUGCUCCAAAAGAUAUUCCCUCAGUUGGUGUUUUGAUGAUGAUGAUGAUGAUGAUGGUGGUGAUGGUGGUGAAGAGUGCUGUCUAAUAUGUCCAUCCAAAAUCUUUCAUGGGCAUUCAAUUAGUUGAGAUCUGGUGAACGAGAAGGCCAUAGCAUAUGAUUUAUAUCAUUUUCAUCCUCAUCAAACCUUUCAGUGAGCCCUCAUGCCCUGUACUGUAUUUGGGGGCGAAGUCAUGGUGGAAACAACUACUUGCGUCAGGAUAGAAAUGUUUUAUCAAGUGAUCAGUCAGAAGGACAUUGUUUUCAUUUGGGACAAGUGGAGUCAAGCCAUGCCAGCAAACUAAAUAAAUAAAUGUCCUCACAAUAUCAUAUCGCCACCGUAUAGCUAUAUUUCCUUUGAUUUGUCACCUGUACUCAGUCUGUAAUCUGUAAUAGCUUGUGCCUUAUUGAUGUAUUCAUGCAGAAUAGCUCCUUCUGGAAGAGCUUUAUUAUUUUCAUUUUAGAAAUUGAGAAAAUGUUAUUACUGUAUGAUAAGAAAACUGAAAUAAAUGUAUGUUAUAGAAAUAAA